AUGAAGGCGUUGGCUCGGUGUUACGUCUGGUGGCCUAACAUGGACGAUGCCAUCACUGCCUGGGUGUCCGCCUGUCAAGUGUGCCAAGAAUCGAGGCCUGCACCACCGGCAGCUAAGGGACAGACCUGGGAGAUGCCCAAGACACCCUGGUCGAGGGUGCACAUCGAUCUGGCCGGCCCCUUUCACGGCCGGACCUUUAUGGUAGUGGUGGAUGCCUAUUCCAAAUGGCUGGAGGUGGCCCUGAUGCCCUCCACCACUACCGAGGCCGUCAUCCGGGUGCUGCGAGGCCUCUUUGCGACGCCUGGGUGUCCUGAUGUCCUUGUCUCCGAUAACGGACCGCAGUUCCCGUCAGGCACUUUUGAGUGGUAUCUUUUGGGACUGGGCAUCCGCCAUGCCCUAACGGCACCCUUUCAUCCAUCCAGCAACGGGCAAGCGGAGAGAAUGGUGCGCUCGGCAAAAGAGGCACUGGCGCGCCUGGACCGGGGAGACUGGCACGAGCGGGUCGCCGAAUACUUGCUCGUGCAACACAUCACCCCUCAUGCGACCACAGGGCGGAGUCCUGCUGAAUUGCUUAUGGGCCGCCACCUCAGGUCACCGCUCGACCGGCUGCACCCGGACUUUGCCAUGGCCGAACCCCCAGGCUGUGCCAACGCGCCACGGUCAUUUGUUCCAGGAAACCAGGUCUUUGCCCGGAACUAUGUGGAGGACAUUCCUUGGGUGCCAGCCACAGUAGUGGGAGUCACUGGACCUCGCUCGUACCAGGUGGCACUCGAAGACGGACGUUUGUGGCGCCGGCACAUAGACCAGCUUAGGCGCAGGGUUGGGGACUUGGACACUACCGUGGUGCCCCCAACUGCGCUUGUGGCUCCAGAAGAGACACUUACAGAUGGCGAGGCUCCACCUACACCUCCCUCGCAAACUGCCAGCGUGGAGCCGAACCAAGCCGCUUCAGAGGGUCUGCCAGACUUACCACAGACUCAGACCACUCCACUUGCGGAGGCUCCACCCGCAGCAGCAGAUCCAGGGGAUUUGGUUUCAACACCACCCAGGGUUGCACCACAGCCUCAGCAAGAAUUGGGUGGCCCCCCGGACUUGGCUACCAGUCCCCGGCAGCCUGAAAGAGUUUCCAAGCGCCCAACUUAUUUAAAGGACUAUGUUGUUGGACAUGUAUCACUGUUGGUCUAA
Podarcis lilfordi (Lilford's wall lizard) is the source of this 1185-nucleotide messenger RNA. NCBI's taxonomy places the organism in Eukaryota, Metazoa, Chordata, Lepidosauria, Squamata, Lacertidae. The record is from the annotation of a GenBank genome assembly.